UUUGCCACUACCUAUCUACGAAUCGUGAGUCUAUUCGUUCCGAAGACGAAGUUAUCGACUAUCGUUACCAAUUUUCGCCAAAGAGGUACCAAACCAUGAUGAAGAUAUAUUGGGGAUUACUUUGCGCCAGUUUGUUGUGUUUGGGAGCCGGAAAGGUGGAAGGGCUCCAACGAUGGGGUUCUAAGUAUGGAAAAGCUCCUCUUUUGGAGAGAUUCUUCUGGAGAGCGUUGGACUUUGCAUACCCAGAUGAAUCAAGCAGACAAAUGGCAAUGAUGAGGGGAGAUUUUGUACCAGAGAAUGCGUUGCCUGUUGGUAUCGAGGUAUGGCGCAACAAGCUCUUUGUCACCGUACCAAGAUGGAGGAAUGGAAUUCCGGCGACUUUGAAUUAUAUAUCGCUCGAUGCGAAUCGUGGAGGCUCACCUAGGCUCACGCCUUAUCCAAACUGGGCGCUGAACAAAGCUGGGGCGUGUGGUACCGGCUUGACCACUGCUUACAGAAUACACGCAGACGCAUGUGACAGACUCUGGGUACUAGACACUGGUACUAUAGGCAUCGGGAACACAACGGUGCAAGCCUGCCCUUACACACUAAAUGUUUUCGAUUUGACAACGGACAAAAUCUUAAGGCAAUAUAGACUGAGACCCGAAGACAUCAAUAUGAACACAUUCAUUGCCAAUAUCGCGGUGGAUUUGGGGAAAGGCGGAUGCAACGAUGCGUUCGCCUACAUGUCUGACGAGCUGGGAUACGGCUUGAUUGUGUACUCCUGGGAGCAGAACAAAUCAUGGCGUGUUACGCAUAGCUAUUUCAUGCCGGAUCCUCUAGCCGGUGAUUACAAUAUCGGCGGCUUGAAUUUCCAAUGGGGAGAAGAAGGAAUUUUCGGUAUGAGUCUGUCCCCCAUCAACGUGAAUGGAUUCAGAACUCUGUUUUUCCAUCCUCUCAGCAGCAGAAGAGAAUUUGCAGUCUCGACAAGAAUUCUCAGGGAUGAACAGCUGUCGCAGGACAGCUACCACGAGUUCCAGGUUCUACCAGAAAGGGGACCACUCGGUCAUUGUACUGCUUCCGCAAUGGACGAAAAUGGUCUUCAAUUCUUUAAUCUAAUUGAUCAAAACUCGGUAGGCUGUUGGAAUUCUUUAUUACCAUAUGGGCCUCAGAAUCAUGCAGUUGUUGUAAGACAUGACGAUGCUUUAAUAUUUCCAGCGGACGUCAAAAUAAGAGGGGGAUUGUUAUGGAUUAUAUCAGACAGAAUGCCAAACUUUCUGAUAGCGACUCUGAAUUACACCGACGUAAACUUCAGAAUAUUGACAGUGCCCGUAAGGGAGGCCAUCGCAGGCACCGUUUGUGAAAACUCACCUUGGGGAUACAUCAGCAACUCCAUUUGGUGGGAGUAAUGAAUUUCGUUAAUAGAUUUAUAUUGAAAAUAUUAGAUUUAGGAUCGAAAGUUAGCAAAACAAACGUUCGAACAGCAAAAAUGUUCUACGAUUUUACACCAGAAGAACUUUGUAAAUCAAAAUUUCGACAAUCACAACUUUCCUAGAAUAUAAUUCUACAUAUACUGAA
Megalopta genalis is the source of this 1557-nucleotide messenger RNA. RefSeq names its product yellow-y (gene Y-y). Gene Ontology annotation, cellular component: extracellular region. The record is from RefSeq and is a predicted model, not a curated record. Lineage: Eukaryota; Metazoa; Arthropoda; Insecta; Hymenoptera; Halictidae.